Messenger RNA from Bipolaris oryzae ATCC 44560, 1611 nucleotides. RefSeq lists its product as uncharacterized. Bases 1 to 1611 code for a protein of 536 amino acids. The record is from RefSeq and is a predicted model, not a curated record. Lineage: Eukaryota; Fungi; Ascomycota; Dothideomycetes; Pleosporales; Pleosporaceae. The transcript is spliced from 2 exons. Gene Ontology annotation, molecular function: catalytic activity.
AUGUCGGUAUUCUCACUGGAUCCGAGCCAUGGCAACCCCGUCACAACGGAAGUCCUAGACAAGCUUUGCUCACAGCUUGGCAUGCCGAUAGAUGAAAAAGAGAAGGAAGACUAUCGACGUCUACUUGCAGUUUUCCAUGAUGCGAGCGAACAGCUGAUGACUAUGGACGACUACGUCCCACGUGUGGAUGAAGAUCGCUUUCCGAGAGAAAACGUACAUUUUCCAGAGAUAUCAGAGAAUCCCCACGGAGCAUGGGCAUGGAGGUGUAACAUCAUUGACAAGCUCUCUGACGGCAAAGGCAAGCUGCACGGCAAGACGUUCGUUCUGAAAGACAACAUAGCCGUCAAAGAUGUACCCAUGCUACUAGGCACCAACUUCGUCAAAGACUACGUUCCGGAUCUCGAUGCAACAGUUACAACCCGUAUCUUGGAGUCCGGCGGACGUAUCCUGGGAAAAGCUGUUUGCGAAAAUCUAUGUCACUCGGCAACAAGUCACUCCUCCGGUACUGGCGUAGUCGAGAACCCAUUCGCAAAAGGCUACAGUGCAGGCGGAAGCUCCAGCGGAUCAGGGGCAAUCAUCGCACUAGGCGAAGCCGACGGAGCGAUUGGUGCAGAUCAAGGAGGAAGUAUCCGUGUUCCAGCGGCCAACUGCGGUAUUGUAGGUCUAAAGCCUACAUUCGGACUUGUACCAUACACGGGAUGUGGCAGCAAUGAGCCAACCAACGACCACAUCGGCCCCAUGACACGCACUGUGCUUGAAAACGCUCUUCUCCUCGAAGCUAUCGCAGGCAAUGAUAACAUCGAUGACCGCUCCUUCACCGCACCACACCCCUCUAAAAUCCCACUCUACACUUCCAUUACCAACCUCCCCCAAGAGAAACCCCUCCAAGGCAAGAAAUUCGCAAUCAUAACCGAAUCCCUCUCAACCCCCGCCAUGGAUAAACGCAUAGUCCGAAACUUCCUCGCCGCAGCCUCAAAAUAUACCUUGCUCGGCGCAACCGUAACCCAAGUCUCCAUCCCCCUGCACGCCAAAGGCGCCGCAAUCUGGACCGGCAUCUCCAAAGUCGGCGGCUUCCUAAGCAAAGCCAGCGGUCCCUUCGGACGUCGCACACACCAAAUGCUUCCCUUGAAUACUCUCUUCCAGCAAGCCGCGGCAGUCCCGGAAAACUGGGACGAAGUGUAUCCGUCUACGAAGAAUAUUUAUCUAAAUGGGCUGUAUGCGACACAACAGUUCCCGAAUCUGCUCGCUAAAGCGACGAAUUUGUCGAGACAGCUGCGCGAUGCGUAUGAUGCGGCGUUGAGCGAGUAUGACUUGCUGCUUACGCCUACGCUACCGUAUGUGGCGACGAGUCAUCCGUCGCCUGAUGCGACGCCGUUGGAGCAGGUGGCGAAGCAGGUUGGGUUGACGUCGAAUACGGCGCCGUUUAAUCAGAGUGGACAUCCCGCGCUUGCGUUACCUAUUGGGUUCUUGAGUGUGCUGGAAGGGCCGGGCGUGCAAGAUGGAGUCCGGUUACCAGUUAGUAUGCAGAUUAUUGGGAAGUGGUGGAGCGAGAUGGAAGUCCUGGAGGCAGCGUAUGCGUGGGAGCGGGAGUGGAAUUGGAGGGAGCUGUGA